AUGUCAGACACCACAGCUGGUAUAGUGGUAGCUGAUUUAGACACAACUAAUCCACUAACAGCUGCUGUGGCCGCGAAAUCACUAAAAACAAACGACACCGGCAUUCUUAGAGUUGUUAAAGACUGUGCAAGCGGGACAUUUGGUGGUAUUGUGCAAGUUUUCAUUGGACAGCCUUUUGACACAGUAAAAGUACGUCUACAAACACAACUAAUUCCAUCACCCGGACAAAAGCCACGCUAUAGUAGUUUACUUGAUUGUGUAAAAAAAACAAGACAGCAAGAAGGUUUUACUGCUUUCUAUAAGGGUACAACAACGCCAUUAGUUGGUAUUGGCGCGUGUGUAUCAAUCCAAUUUGUAAUUUUGGAACAUAUGAAACGUGUUUUUAACGAAAGAAAUGCAAAUAAAGUUGUAAAAGAGAAUGUAGGACUUUCUUUUAUUCCAUUGAAUAAUCUUCAAUUGUAUUGUGCGGGUGCUUUAGCUGGAACUGCGAAUUCUUUUGUGUCGGGGCCAGUUGAGCAUAUUCGUACUCGUUUACAGGUUCAAACAAAAUCAGCACCAACAACGAUUUCUAAAUCUUUAGCACAUGAUGCUCUUCCAUUCUUUCGAGGACCAAUCGAUUGUUUUCGAUAUCUUUAUAAGUCGCGUGGAAUUCGUGGUAUCUAUAAAGGCCAAGGAAUCACAAUUAUACGUGAAUUUCAAGGAUAUGGCGUGUAUUUUCUCGUUUAUGAGUAUCUUACUCAACGCGCGAUGCUUAGAGAAGGAAAAAUGAGAAAUGAGUUGGAAGGAUGGAAGUCUUGUUUGUUUGGUGCUGCUGCAGGAUAUGGUAUGUGGAUAUCAAUAUACCCUAUUGAUGUGAUAAAAAGCAAAAUCCAAACAGACUUUUUGUCACCCGAAACAAGACAUUACAAAAGUUCGUUGGAUUGUGCACAAAAAAUAUUUGCUACCGAGGGACUAGCAGGAUUCUUUCGUGGAUUUGGCGCGUGUAUGUGGCGUGCUGGUCCGGUGAAUGCUGGAACAUUUGUCGCGUUCGAGUUUGCAAUGCGAGUUUUGGAUAAAUUGUAG
Messenger RNA from Ambispora gerdemannii, 1062 nucleotides. The record is from the annotation of a GenBank genome assembly. Lineage: Eukaryota; Fungi; Glomeromycota; Glomeromycetes; Archaeosporales; Ambisporaceae.